CGGAGGCGCAAGGUCGUGCCCAAGGGCUCAAGAGACGCCUCUUUGUUUUAGUCGCCUCAAACAAGGCCUUGAUCGCCCUCCACCCCGCCCCACCCUUUCUUCCCCCCCCCUCUCCCACCCUCAGCGGAGGCGCAAGGUCGUCCCCAAGGGCUCAAGAGACGCCUCUCCCGAUUCGCCAAACGCAGCCCCACCCACCCUCGCCCCUUCCCUGCCGUCCCAUGCGUGCAGGAGUGCCACAGGGGCGGGGGCGCCUCUCCAUCACAGACAGCUCAGAGGAUGAUAGAGGCAUGGCGCGCGCCGCUGCUGCUUCCCAGCAGCAGAUGCGGCUUCAGCAGCAACAGCAGCAGUUUCAGCAGCAGCAGCAGCAGCAGCAGCAGCAGCAGCAGCAGCAGCAGCAGCAAAGACAGGGGAGACAACAGCAGCAGCAGCAGCAGCAGCAGCAGGAGCAAGGGCAAGGGGGUAACCAGCAGAGCAGGAGGCCACCGGCCGGGUCGGGAGCAGGGGGAGGGGCAGGUGGGGGUUCAGGUGCUGGCGAUAGGGGAGCUGGAGGUGGAGGUCCGGCGGCUGGAGGGCCGGCGGCAGGUUCGGCAGGAGGUUCGGGGCAGGAGGUAGAGCUGCUGCAUCAAGUCACGUGGUCUCCAGAACCUGGGCAGGGUCGGCGGUCUCCCAUGGCUAGCUCUCUGACUCGGGCGGGGUCUAUGGGGGCUGCUAUCAAAGGGAAGCCUACAGUUCUGGAAGAAACGGAUGCAGAGGAGUGGGAAACGUCUGACGACGAAACAGGCACCAGACCCCCUUCGUCCGCUUCUGCUGCUGCCGCUGCUGCAUCAGCAUCAGCACCAGGUGCAGCAGCAGCAUCUGGAAUCCCAGCCUCCCAAUCCCCCGGUGGUGUGCCUAUUGCUGCUGGGGCCGGGGGGCAGGGAGCAGGCGCAGGGGCAGGGGGGGGAGGGGGAGGGGGAAUAGGGGAGGGUGGGGGUGGUGGUAGAGGGGGCGGCAGAGGAGGGGCAGAGGGUUACCACCAACAGCAGCAACAGCAGCAGCAGAAGCAUGGGAUGGUGCCUCGGAGGUCCGGAGGAGUGCCGAACCAGAACCAGGAGGUUCGGCGAGGAGGAGGAGCGGCAGGGGGUGGUGGGGAGGGUGGGGCAGGGGGGAAGCAGGCAGCAGCAGAAGACCAGGGAGUUCCGAUAGGGGGGAGGGGAAGUGGGGGGAGGAGGAGCGGGAGCGGUGGGAGCAGGCGUGAGUGGUGUGGGGGUUGCUGUGAAAGGGGGAGCAGAGGGGAGGGAGGGCAGGGAGGGGAGGGAGAGGAGGGAAGAGCGAGGAGAAGGAGUGGGGGGAAGGCAGGAGGGGGAGGGGAAGGAGAGGCGGAGGUCUUUGGAGGGGCGGGGGAGUGGCACGGGGGGGGGAGAGGGCGGGGGAGAGAUCUGCAGAGAGGGGGGAUCCGAGGGAUGGGCGGGGGGGAGAGGGGGCAGGGAGAGGAGGGCCAAAGAGAACGAGCAGCACAGAUGCCCAGGGGGGAGUGGGUAACAGUCAGGGAAGCAGUCAGGGCAUGCAGGGUUACUCAAGGGGAGGAGCGGGUGAUGCGAGUCAAGAUGCACAGCAGAGAGGUGCCCGGGCAACACAGUCCGCUGCAGGCUUUUGAGACGUCUCAAAAGUUGCCCAACCCCCUCUCCCUCCCUCCCUUCCCCGGCCUUGUUUCAGGUGCCCGGGCAACACAGUCCGCUGCAGGCAUAGCCAGACAGGGCUCUUGGGCCAAACCAGCAGAGGAAGCAAAGCAGCAGCAGCAGCAGGGAAGGGGCGCUGCAGCAGCAGCAGCAGCUGCUGGUGCUGCUGGUGGUGCUGCGGGCGCUGGUUCUGCUGCUGGGGCCGGUGUGGCUGGGGCAGGCGUUUCUGGUGCAGGUGGUGGUGGUGGUGGUGCAGGUGGUGCUGCUGGUGGUGCUCGCAAGGCGUCUGGGCUGGCUGAUGGGCGGCUUGCAGGGGGGGCGCAAGGGGGAGGCGCAGUGCAAGGGACGGUGCAGGCGGGUGGAUCUGGUGGUUUACUGGCGGCUGCAGCAGUGGAGAGACAGAAGCGGGAAGGAGAGGAGGCGGCGGGUAAAGGAGGGCCAGCUAAGGAGCGUGAGCCUCUUGGUCCGGAGCCCAAGGAUAAAGACGCUGAUGCUGAGGACGAUGAGGUGACUCGCUUAAGGGAGGCAGCAGCAGCAGCACAGAGGCGAAUAGCACGGUACGAGGCGGAGUGUGACGGGCGGCUGGCAAAGCUCAAGGCGGAGAGGGAGGCGCUGGUGAGGCGCAGAGAGGCGGAGAUCACCCGGCUAGCCGAGCAGCUGGGCACGCCUUUUGAUGCGGGGGCACUCACACAGGCUCGUAGUGUAGCAGUGGACGAGGGGAGGGCGCUCAUCACACGGGAACGUGAUGCAGCGGUGGCAGCAGCCAAGGAGGAGGUGGAGCGGGAGAGGCAGCGAGCCAUGGCCGUGCUCCGAGAGGAAGCUUCCCUGAAGGUGGCUCUGGAGCGGCGGCACCUGCAGGUGGAUCCUCAGGUGGUGGCGCUGGUGAAUCUGGAGGAGGUGGCCCGGCAGCAGGAGUUUCUCAACCGCUGGCGGGCGGCUCUGGAGCAGGAGAAUGUGAGUGGGGGGAUGGAGGGUACAGGUAUGGGGAUAGGAGGAGCAGGUGAGGGGGGAGGGGGGGUGCAGAUGAGAGCAUAUGGGCUGGGAUGGGAGGUGUUGGUGAAUCUGGAGGAGGUGGCCCGGCAGCAGGAGUUUCUCAACCGCUGGCGGGCGGCACUCGAGCAGGAGAAUGUGAGUGGGGGAACGGAGGGUACAGGAGGUGGCUCGGCAGCAGGAGUUUCUCAACCGCUGGCGGGCGGCAGUGGAGCAGGAGAAUGGGAUGGAGGUGAGGGGGUGGGGGGUGGAGUGGAGCCGCAAGUCCUAGCGAGAUGGAAGGCCGCGGCAACGGAGGAAGAGCAGCGAAUGCUGGACCUCGCCCGGAGAGAAGCAGCAGCACGCGUGGAGCGAGUGGUAGAGCAGGAGGAGCGAAGAGAGCGGGAAUCCACCCUCAAGGGAAUCCGAGAGCGCGUGCGGGCGAAGCUAGGGGAAGAGGAACGGCGGAUCGUUGCCCAGGAACGGGCGGAAAUGGCUUCUCGUGUUGCCGAAGCUGUCGCGGAGGAGCGGGAGCGGCUCGUGGAGGCUCGGCGGAAGGAGGUGCUGGAUCGGGCGGAGCGGGAGGCUGGGGAGGAGGCGGAGAGGAGGAGACAGGCUCGGUUGCUGGAGGCUUGGAGGAGAGUAGAGGCUGAGGUGGAGGGGGUGCAAGAGGAGGGGUGGGAAAGUGUGGUGGGGAGGGCGAGGGGAGUUGCAGAGGAGGCUGGGAUUGCAAUGGAUGGAGAGAAGGGGAAGCUGCUAGAGAUUGUGCGGUGGUCGCUGGAGGAGGAGAGGAAAGAGUUGAUAGGAGGAAGCUGCUGCAAGCUGGAGAGGCUGAGGAAGGAGGCGGAGGAGAGAGUGAGGGAGCAGGUGAGAGGAGAGGAGGCUGCGUUGCUGGCUAGAAGGAGAGGGGAGAUGGAGCAGAGGGCGGAAGCGCUGGGUAGAGGAGGGAAGGGCGCGGUGAUUCAGCUAGAGAAGGAUUUAUUGGAAGGGGAGCUAGGGGAGAAGAUUGCGUUGAUGAGGAAAGAGGCGGAAGAGAGGGAGGUGCGGGAAAGGGAGAGGCUUAAAGCGAGUAUAGAGAGGCGGCUAGAGGAGGCUGUGGAGGGGGAAGAGAGGGCAAUGGAGGGUGUGGUGGAGGAGAGGAAGAAGGAGAUGAGAGAGAGGGCUAGGAGGGCAGUGCAGGAGGAAGAGAAGAAGCUUCUAGAGGAGAUGCGAGCGCAGGUUCGGAAGAAGGUGGAGGAUAGGUUCGGUGCCGAGGCUGAGAGCUGGGCAGGUUCGGUGAGGGAGGAGUUGAUGGAGCAGGCGAAGAGGGAGGUAGAGGAGGAGGUAGAGGAGUGGCGGAGGAAGGAGUUGGCUGGUGCUGGGGUGAAGGGGAGUGGGAGGAAGGGUAGGAAGAGAGGAGGGAAGAAGGGGAAGGCCAAGAAAGAGGAGCGGCUUGCUGAGCUGGCGCGGAAAGUGGACGCUGACGUGGCAGAGGGGUAUGAGAAGUUGAGAAGGGAGAAGGAGGAGGAGAUUGAGAGGAAGAUCUGGGAGCAGAAGGUUGCUGAGGUGGACGGGCAGAUUGGAAAGUUGCUGGAGGAGGAACGGGCAGUUCGGCUCCAAGCUGCCCGGAAAGUCAUGGAUGCUUCGUUAAGAAAGCAAAUCGCGAGUGAGAGGGAGGAGAGUCUGGGGCAGAUGAGGAAGGAGUGGGAUGAGAUGGAACCAGAGCAGCAGGAGGCGUGGGUGGUGCAGCAGAGGGAGGAGAAGGGGCGGCGGAUGGAAGAAGAGAUGAAGAGGCGGGUAGAAGAGGAAGUGAGGGAUUAUAGAGAGAGAAUGCUGGCGACAGUGGCGGCAGAGGAGACGGAGGUACGGUCGAGAGAGAGCAACAAGAGAGACCUGGUGAGGAUCGAGCGGGAGUAUAAGCGGCAGAGGCAGGAAAUGGAACUGAGGGCGUCGCAUGCUCUAGAGGCGUUUAGAACGGAUCUGAGCGUGAGGCUGGAGAGAGAGAAGUUGAGACUAAGACGGGAAGCGAAGCAUGCUUUAGAGAGGUAUGAGAUCGAGCUGGAUAUUAAGGUGGAGAAAAAGGUGGAGUCUAUGAGGGUGGAUCUGCAGAUUAGGUUAGAGGCGAUGCGGAGGGAGAUGGAGGUGACUCUGAGGAAGAAGGUAGAGGAGGAGAGAGUGAGACGGCUGGAGAUUCUGAGUCGCGAGUUGAAGGCGGAAGAGAGGGAGAUGAGGCGAGGUUGGAGGGAGCUUAUGGCGCAGGAGGAAGCCAAGGUUCGGGCGGGGUGCGGGGGAUGGGAGGGGGGAUGGGGGGUGGCGGAGGAGGGAUGUUUGGCGGGAUGGGGAGUGGGAUGGGGGGGAUGGGGGGGGAUGAGGUUGAUGGAUGGGAGUGGGGGAAGUGGAGGCGGAUUCAGGCUUCUAGAGGUGGCUAAUGAGAAGGUGGGUGGGGGCGGGGAGGGUAUGGGAGGGAGAGGAGGAGCGGGAGGAGCGAGAGGGAGAGUGGGAGGCGGUGGAGGGAUGGGAGGGAUGGGAGGGGGCGUAGGGGGAAUGGGUGGGGGUAAUAUGGGUGGGUCGUGGUUGGACGAGCUAAGGAGUGGCGGAGAAUCAGAUGGACGGGGGCGGCUGGCAGCGGGUGGAGAGGUGGGUGUGAGUGCAGCGAGUGGGCUUGGGAGUGCUGAGCCGGAUCGAUCGGACGAGGCUGAUAGCAAGAAGGAUGUGGACUCACUCCCCCCAGAGGCCACAGGGGGAGGUGGUGCAGCAUGGGGCGCAGGGGGGGAGCGGGGAGAGCGGGGGGAGAGGGGGGAGCGGGGGGAGGUUGGGGCGGAUGGGGCUGGCGGGGUGGAUGUCGGGGGGAGAGACGGAGGAGGAGGGGGGAAGGCGGGGGGAGAAGCAGCAGUGGCCGGCGCAGCAGGGGCAGGGGGGGAAGGGCAAGGAGUAGCAGCAGUAGGCUUGGGACCACACCCACUGGGAUCUCCUGACGAUUCGGGAAGCAACUUCGGGGAAAGUUCCUCGGAGCUCCCGAGGUUGACGUUGGGGGUGGCGGGCGGGGAGGGGGAGGGCGCGGGGCUGGCGGGGGAUUGGAUGGGGCGGGGGUGGGCGAAGCCGGGGCAGAGGCGGUCGAGGAAUCGCAACAGCGGGAAGGCAGCACGACAGCCGAACGACGUCGCGGAUUAUUACUCCGAGUGGAGCGAGUCGGGGUCUGACCUGGUGAGCUCUUCAGUUCCUCUCAACCGUUCUCCACUCCACUCACAUCCUCUCAACGCCUUCGCAACUCCCUCUGAACUCCUCUCUACCCCUCUCGACGCCUCUAAGUUCUGCCCAGGGGGCGGCAGGAAGGGGAUGGACAACGGAGACGAGCUCUUUGAUGAGGAAGGCGUGCCCUUCAGGGAGCGCGCGUCCAUGGUGGAGCAAGCAAAGAUAUUCGCAGCGGAGCAAGCAAAGAUAUUCGCAGCGGAGCAGCAGAAAUACCUCAAGGAGCGCCAGGCUGUCUCAGAAGCUGUUCCAUACUGCCCUGCUUGUAUCCCCCUUGCACGGCACGACUGGCUGAUUAUCCCCCUACUGCCUGCCCUGCCCUGUUCUCGCCCUGUGGUGUGCUGUGCCCAUCAUGAACGAGCAUCCAUGGUGGAGCAAGCAAAGCUGUUAGCAGCGGAGCAACAAAAGUAUCUCAAUGAACGAGCAUCCAUGGUGGAGCAAGCAAAGCUGUUUGCAGCGGAGCAGCAGAAAUACCUCAAGGAGCGCCAGGCUGUCAUCGAAGCCGCCCGGCAGGACUGGCAGCGCCAGAUGGCUGCCGCCCAGGAGGUCUCAGAUGAGGACGACAGACGCCGCCGCAUCCAGCACCUGACGGAUCUUAAAGCCACGUUGGACCAGCACGUUAGAGAGUUGAAUGAUGACGCCAGGCAUGUUAGUCAACUCAAGAAGAAUCUGCUAAGCUUUUCGAGGAAUGGGGCGAAUAGUGGGGCAGGGAGUGGGCCCGUGGUGGUGCCAGCAGUAGUAUGGGGGGAAGGGGAUUCGGUUGGGGGGAUGGGAGCAGGAAUGGGUGGGGGGGGGAUGGGUCGAGGAGGUGGGAUGGGGGGAGGAGGGAUGGGGGGAGGAGGGAUGGGGGGGAUGGGAAUGGGGGGAGGUGGGAUGGGGGGAGGGCUGGGGGGAGGGCUGGGGGGAGGGCUGGGGGGAGGGAUGGGGGGAGGGCUUGGAGGCAGGGACUCGUGGUUUGAUGAGGUGCGCAGGAAUAGGGAAGCGGCUCGAGCAGCAGGCAGUGGCAGCGGCGGCGGCGGUGGUGGUGGGGGGGGUGGGGGAGGGGUUGCUGGUGGUGGUGGUGGUGGGGGUGGUGGUGGUGAGCAGGUGUUGGGAGUGGCAGCGGCAGGGAGGGAGCAGGUGGGUGAAACACCGACUCAGGUGAGCAGGUGUUGGGAGUGGCAGCGGCAGGGAGCAGGUGGGUGA
Molecule: messenger RNA, 7040 nt
Organism: Closterium sp. Naga37s-1
Lineage: Eukaryota; Viridiplantae; Streptophyta; Zygnematophyceae; Desmidiales; Closteriaceae
Source: the annotation of a GenBank genome assembly